Messenger RNA from Radiomyces spectabilis, 864 nucleotides. RefSeq lists its product as uncharacterized. NCBI's taxonomy places the organism in Eukaryota, Fungi, Mucoromycota, Mucoromycetes, Mucorales, Radiomycetaceae. Gene Ontology annotation, cellular component: endoplasmic reticulum; membrane. Gene Ontology annotation, biological process: phosphatidic acid biosynthetic process. Bases 1 to 864 code for a protein of 287 amino acids. The record is from RefSeq and is a predicted model, not a curated record. The transcript is spliced from 4 exons. Gene Ontology annotation, molecular function: 1-acylglycerol-3-phosphate O-acyltransferase activity.
AUGCAACUUAUUGAUUCAUUUGCUUCAGGAACAACUCUUUCCAAAGUCCACUGGACAGUAUGGGCCGCGGUUCCCGUGGUCUUCUCCGUUCUUUGCAGAAAGCAUGGAGGAUUUUACUAUCGCAGUACCGUCGCUCUUAUCUGUUUGGCUCUGGCAGCGUUCUAUGGCGUCAUUGCAUCCUUAACCCUUCCUUUGAUCGGCCAAGCGCAUUUGAUCAACUGGACUGUAGCUCGCUUUUAUUAUCGCCUGGCAGGUUUCCUUCUCAACAUUUCGGUAAACAUUGAAGGAAAGGAACAUUUAUCCAGCAAAGGCCCCGUGGUGUACGUCUGCAACCAUCAAUCCAGCAUGGAUGUUCUCUUGAUGGGUAGCGUUUUCCCCAAGGCAACCUCGGUGGUGGCCAAGAAAUCGAUCAAGUAUUAUCCUAUCCUUGGAUGGUAUAUGACACUGAGCAAGGCCAUCUUUUUGGACCGAAAAAAUCGGGACAGUGCCAUCAAAGAAGCCCGCCAAGCAGCCAACGAUAUUCAUAACAAGAAGAUCAAUGUAUGGUUGUUCCCUGAGGGUACCCGUGGUCAUCCUUCAGAAAUCAAUCUUUUACCGUUCAAAAAGGGUGCAUUUUAUAUGGCAGCUCAAGCCAAGGUCCCUAUCGUUCCUAUUGUCAUUGCCAAUUACCAUAAUCUCUACAGCUCCAAGUUAAAACAGUUCAACUCUGGUGUUGUACGCAUUAAAGUGCUGCCACCCGUGUCGACUGAAGCCGUGAAACAGGAUUCCGCUGACAUUGAAAAAUUAAGCGUCAGUGUUCGUGAACAAAUGCUCGAAGCACUCAAGGAGAUCUCUGAUCCCAUUGAAAACAAAAAGUCAAACUAA